Messenger RNA from Mugil cephalus (flathead mullet), 1880 nucleotides. It is a transcript of the gene trmt10c, whose product is annotated as tRNA methyltransferase 10C, mitochondrial RNase P subunit. NCBI's taxonomy places the organism in Eukaryota, Metazoa, Chordata, Actinopteri, Mugiliformes, Mugilidae. Gene Ontology annotation, molecular function: tRNA binding. The transcript has a single exon. Bases 194 to 1723 code for a protein of 509 amino acids. Gene Ontology annotation, biological process: positive regulation of mitochondrial translation; mitochondrial tRNA 5'-end processing. The record is from RefSeq and is a predicted model, not a curated record. Gene Ontology annotation, cellular component: mitochondrion; nucleus; nucleoplasm.
CACCAAGUAACAACGUGACCUUCCCCCGGUAGUUGAUAUACCGGACCAUUGACACAUGUUUAAUUUUGAGUGUUUUAUCGGUCAAGAUGCGGAUUCGUGAAACUUUUUUUCUCCGAAGCACAGAGACAAUCCAGUAGUGAGGGUUUAUAUUUAUAGUUUCACUUUUGAAGCAACUUUAAAGGGAUUUAUAGCCAUGCUACGACUCUUCGCUACCCAAGCUUGCAAUGUAUUCCGAAACUGCAGUCGUUUUUCGGCAUCGUAUGGUACCAAGAGGCAAAUGAGCGGUUUUCUCCUGGUCCACAGCUCCUGCCAUCACAGAGUAUCCGUCCUCAGUCGCCCCUUCAGUACGGGAACCUCUCCGGGGAAAGAUGUUCUUCAUAUAGAAGAAGAUGAAUCCAAAGACAAGGAGACGUUGGACCUGGACGGAUGGAAAUCUGUGAUGAGAUCCCAAGCAGCAUUUGAGAGUAAGCAAGUCAGCAGUGAAGCUGAAGCAAGUGAUGAUGGUGAAAACCUAAAAGAACCAAGAGGGGAUUUAAGUGAGGCCGCUUCCUUGGAGGCAAUUCGAGAUCUUGUCUGGAUGUGGCAGCAAGCUGGCAAGCAAGUACCGCAGGAGAUCACGGAUGAGGAGCUUCAGACGCUGGCAAAGCUCACCACCAAGUCCGCCAGUAAGAAGUACCUGAAGUACCUGGCUCAGAAGGAGAACCACAAACUGACUCGCAAGGUGAAGCAGCAGCAGAAGAAGGCGGAACGAGAAGCCUGGAUGAAGGAGAAGAGAGAACGCGAGGGCGAUGCUGAGGAAGCGCAGGAGUUAAAAAACACAUUCGUGCUCCAGUUCUGGAACCGCACCCUGGACAAUCUGCUGGCGUGGAGGAGCGCUCAGGCCAUGUUGUUCGGUCAGCCGCUGGUGUUUGACAUGAGCUACGAGUCCAACAUGAGCAGGCGGGAGUUGGAGAACACCGUCUCCCAGCUGCAGGAUGUGGAAGCGUGGAACCGGCGUGCUACCGACCCCUACCACCUCCAUUUCUGCAACCUGCAGCCAGACGGGGGCUACAUGAAGGAGCUGCUCAAACAAUACGGUGCAGAGACCUGGGAACGGAUAUUUAUCACUGGCACCGACCGCCCACACAUCGACGUGUUCCCCCGAGAGCAGCUCGUAUACCUCACGGCCGACUCCCCUAACGUCCUCCGCACCUUCGACCACUCCAAGGUCUACAUCAUCGGAGCUCUGGUGGACCGGUCGAUCCAGUCAGGCUUAGCGUUGGCUAACGCCAAGCGUCUGAACUUGGCCACAGCCCGUCUACCGCUGGAUGAGCAUCUCCACUGGGAGAUAGGAACCAAAAAUCUGACUCUGGACCAGAUGAUCUGCAUCAUGCUCACUCUGAAGGAAACGGGAAACUGGGAAGAGGCGUUGAAGUUCGUGCCUCAGAGGAAGCACGACGGCUUCCACCCGAAGCAGGCACAGAAAAAGAGAAUACGUAAGGGGUUCAACGGUCGACCGCAAGAGGAUGGGGACAGGCUGAAGACAAGUGUAAAGACAUUUAAAAGCCAGAGUUUCUACAAGUCCCAGAAAGAGGUGGAGUUCACUAGAAGAGACAGAACGUCUGGAUUGGCCAGCGACAGAAAAAAUACACCAGCUGCAACCAAAGUGCGGACUUCGUCUAAGAGUACCAUGGAAGGAAGGAAAAGGGCAGGCAAAUCAAAGAUAUGGGGACAUGAUGAGUAAGGUUAGGAAGGACAUGUAUGUUCAAAUGAAAUUUAAAAAACUGUUGAAUAAAAUGUUGUAACGUGCCACUUUGAAAUCCAGUGCCGGUUUCGCAACGUACAAACUGCUUUGGUUUUUAUUUAAGUCGUACAUUAAAAACAAAAGAUGUACAAAACUA